Sporothrix brasiliensis 5110 is the source of this 2175-nucleotide messenger RNA. RefSeq lists its product as uncharacterized. The coding region runs from base 1 to 2175 and encodes 724 amino acids. Lineage: Eukaryota; Fungi; Ascomycota; Sordariomycetes; Ophiostomatales; Ophiostomataceae. The transcript has 2 exons. The record is from RefSeq and is a predicted model, not a curated record.
AUGUCCGUCACUGGCGAACGGGGUAGCGAACGUACUCGUCCCCGUCUCGCGCGCCCGUAUCCCGACGCUGUCCGUCGCCGGAUCCGCGAACCGGCCCAGGCCCGUGUCGCCGACGUGCGCCAUGGUCGUCUCGCGCCGGCUCUUGUCCUCCAGGACCAUCUGGUAGCCGCGGCCGGCGACGCGCAGCGCCACGUCGUACGCCGACCGCACCGACGGCAGCACGCCCGGGCCCGUGGCCGUGAAGCUGCCGCCAGCCACAGCCAGGCGGCCGCCAAACGCCGCUUUGAGGUCGGCGUCGAGCGCCGCCAUGCGGCUGGCGUGGCCGACGUAGUGCUGCGGGAUGCACUCGCGGCAGAGCUUGGUGCGCGUCGCAAUGGGCGUCGGCAUGGGCGCGCCGCCGCCGCCGCCAAAGCCGGGCGUGUCGCGCAGGUGCCGCCGCAGGACGGCCUCGGCCAUGCGCACCGCCUCGUCCGCCGACGGGAAGUCGUCGGGGUACUGGUAGCCGUCCCAGACGUGGCCGCCCAGCAUGACCGUGUACUUGGAGCCGCGCGUGCGGUCGGCCGCCGCGCGGGCCGUCCGGGCCGCGUCCAGCCCCUGCUGGGAUUUGUUGUAGACGUCCGUCACGUGGGCGUCGUCCAUGACCAGGGUGCGCUCGAAAUCAAAGAGCUCGCGCAUGCUCAUCUCGCGGUCCGAGUCGAAGAUGACGCCCAGCGCGCCCUCGGGGUUCUCCUCGAGCGGCACGCUCUGCGGGAUGAGGUAGCCAAAGCCCCCGUACGGCCGGUGCAGGUUCGGCUCCGCGUAGUGCAGAUUGACCACCAUAAUGGUCACGGCGUGGGCGUCGCGCAGCGACGGCAGCUGCCCGCCGUCGUCGCUCGUGUCGGACCCGCCGGCCAUCCGGAACAGCGUGGGGCUGGCGACCGUCGACACCACGCGGUCGUAGGCGUCGCCGUCGGCGCUCGUCUUGGGCGUCGCCACGCGCACCCGCUGCGCCUCGUACCGCAGCCCCGUCACCGGCUCGCCCGACCGGAUCGUCACAUUGGACCGGCUGCGCAGGCUGCGCGCCAGCGCGUCCGUCAGCGUCCCGAAGCCCUGCGCGAACCCAAACUGCGUCCACCCGGUGCUGCGCAUCAUCAGCAUGGGCAGCCGGUCAAAGGGGCUGGCCUCGCGCGGCAGGCCGUCGUCUGCGUCGCCUUCGUAGCCCGGCGUGCCCCUCUUCUUUUUGGCCGCCGCCAGCCACGGCUGGUAGCGGUCGCCCAGACGCAGCAUGAUGUCGUGCAGCAGCUGCAGGUCGCUCUCCAUAAUCAGCUCCACCUUGCCCUUGGCCGCGCUGUACUCCUCUGCGAAGCGCAGCGUCUCUGCCGUCAGCGGCGGGAACCCGGCAAUGCCGCCGCCCAGGCCCGCGUUCUGGCCCGGGAAGUCGUCGUGGUCCUCGGGCUGGGCCCGCCCCAUGCGCGCCGCCUGCUGCCGCCGCAGCUCCGCAAUCUUGGCCUGCCGGUCGUACAGCCGGAACAAGGGCCCUGCCGCUUCCUUGAGCCACUGCGGCCGCAGGAUGCUGCUGGCCACGCUCAGCUUCCACACGUCGCCGCCGUAGACGCCGUGCAUCACCGCCGACAGCAUGUUCUCCGCAAGGGCCGUGUUGCCGCCCGACAUGCGGGUCAUAAACGCGCCCGCCGACUCGUCGUCGCUGGCCGGCGGGUAGCGCCCGGGCGCCUUGCUCGCCGCCACCAUGCGCGCCUGCGUCUUUUCCGCCUUGGCUGUCGAGGGCAGCAGGUACGAAAAGGCGCCCGGCAGGAGGCUCCGGAACAGCGGCUCCUUCAGCACCCGCGUGGCGCACCAGACGACCCACCGGCCGAAGGCUUUCCAGUACGCCAGCUGCUCGGCCAGGGUCACGGACCUGCCCUCUCGGCUGUCCCCGGCUUGCGGCCGUUGCGGCCUCAAGUUGCCCAGCGACACGUUCACGAGGUGGUCCGGGUAGUAGAUGUACUGCGCGGCCUUCCACUCGCUGACGCGCAGCUCGUCGUGCAGGCCCAGUUGGUCGAUGAGUUCCAGCAGCAAGAAAUCGUCAUAGCGGGCGCCCUUUUGCGGCGCCACCAUGCGCGCGCCGGCCUCGAGGACGUCUGUCCGUUCGUGCUCGCCCGCGUCGUUUUUCUUUUCGUUGUUCGCCGUAUCCGAUGA